CGGAUGCUGAGCAGGCAGCGCAGGGUUGGACGCAGCCCUGAGGGAGCAUCUCGUGAGCAGAGUGGGAGCUGGCAGCCUGCAGACUCCAGACACCUCCACCAUGAGCACGGCGGGGCUUGUGGUGCUCCUCUCCUUCGCGCUUUGCUGCGUCCCAGAUACUGCCUUUGGGGUUGAGGUGGACUGCAGCACAUAUCCCAACACCACAAAUGAGGAGGGCAGAGAGGUGCUGGUCUGCAGCACGGCCGUCAGCUCCAUCUGCGGUUCCGACGGCGUCACCUACGGCAACGAGUGCCAGCUCUGUGCCUACAACGCAGAAUAUGGAACCAAUGUCAGCAAAGACCACGAUGGAGAAUGCAAGGAAGUUGCCCCUGUGGAUUGCAGCAGGUACCCCAACACAACCAGUGAGGAGGGCAAAGUGGUGCUGCUCUGCAACAAAGACAUCAGCCCUGUCUGCGGGACCGACUGGGUCACCUACGACAACGAGUGCCUGCUCUGCGCCCGGAGCCUAGAGGCUGGAAGCAGUGUUGCCAAGAAGGCUGAUGGUGAAUGCAAGAAGGAAACUGUCACAGUUGACUGCAGUGACCAUCCCAAACCUGUCUGCUCACUUGCCUACAUGCCUCUCUGUGGCUCUGACAACACAACAUACAACAAUAAGUGCGCCUUCUGCAACGCAGUCAUGGACAGCAAUGGGACUAUCACUUUAAACCAUUUUGGGAAAUGCUGAGUAUCAGUGCCAAGAGAAUUCACCACAGGGUCCCCACUGGAAAAUCCCAGAUAAAGAUGUCACCUCAGUUCAUCUCACCCCCUGGGGAACUCAGCUCACUCCCGAUUUUCUUUCUCAAUAAACUAAAUC
Molecule: messenger RNA, 853 nt
Organism: Lonchura striata (white-rumped munia)
Lineage: Eukaryota; Metazoa; Chordata; Aves; Passeriformes; Estrildidae
Product: ovomucoid
Molecular function (GO): protein binding
Source: RefSeq, a predicted model, not a curated record